CAAAUCCAUCCCACCCUCCGCUCCCCUCAAUAAAACCCCCAAGAAAAAGAGAGAGAGAGAGAGACAAGCCAAGAAAAGCGAAAAGAAGUUGGAAGGGCAGAGACAAAGCUUUUCGCCAUUCGAUUCGUCGAUCUGCGCGUUUCUGGGAUGUCGAAAAUGAAGCUGGACCGCAAGCCUCCGCUCGCCAGAUCUCCGGCCCGCCUUCGUCCCCGCCGCGUCCUCCGGUCGAGCGCGACCGCGAUGAAAUCCUUGCAGACCCCUCCAGGAUCCUUGACGAAAUCGCAAAAGCUGAGCCGCGCGUGGGACAUCGAAGAAUCGGAGCUCCGCCCUGAGUACCGCUCCAUCUCGUGCGAGCUCCGCGCGCUGACGGAGAUGGUCCGCGACGAGCUCAGCAACGCGGAUCCCGCGGGCUCCUUGUUCGCCGGCGGCUCGGGCGCCAACACGGUCUCCGUGUUCGAGAGGGGGAGGUUCUACGACGUGUACUCCGCGAGGAGGAACGAGAGGCUGCGGAGGAAGAAAGGGGGGGAGCAGGGGGAGGAGAAGAAGGCCGUGUACGACCUCGGCGUCACGGUCGAGCCGACGAAGAGGAGGGGGGAAGGGAAGAAGCUGCAGAGCCUGAGGAAAUCGGUCUGCGCGGCCUACUCUGUGGAGAGGAGUGAGGCGACCCCGGCACCUCGGUACUUGCUCAGAAGCAGCACAAAGGAGAACAAGAAGCCUCCCCUGGCCACGAACUAUGAGAAGUCCGCCAUCGCCGGCGAGCGAAGGAUCGGGGCCCAGAGAGGGAAGAAAAACUGAGGGUCGGAAGGACGGUGAAGGGUUAGAGGUAGGUGGGUGGUGAAGACAAUAGAGGUUUCUGAUUCGAACUUGGGUUUGGACAUUCUUCCUCUUCGGGAUGAAAGUUUGGUGUUGUCUAUAAGGUCUUGAUUGUGAGCGUGCUUGAACAUUUAUUCUGGGGGAUUGUACGGCUAUAUCAGUUCGGCAAAUGUGUAAAGUGUUUGCGGAAUUGAAUCUUCUAGUUUUCAAAGCAAUGACAUUUGUUCAGUGUCAGUAGUA
Molecule: messenger RNA, 1053 nt
Organism: Eucalyptus grandis
Lineage: Eukaryota; Viridiplantae; Streptophyta; Magnoliopsida; Myrtales; Myrtaceae
Exons: 3
Coding region: 148-795 (215 amino acids)
Source: RefSeq, a predicted model, not a curated record